AGUCCAUGCAUUAUAAUUUGCGACAUAGAAUUCAGGAAAAUUUUACUGUACUUUCCAAAUUGUGUGGUUUAUUUCUUUUUUACAGUACCAUUUACAUAUUCUUUCUCGUCAUAUUGUAUUCCACUACUCAAGCUUUUGAAGUUUUAUUUACAAUUUGAGUUUUUGUAAAUCUGGGAUUCUCAUUUGUCGUGAUAUUGUCAUAAGAGAGAUUCGGAACUGCAUUAUCUUUACGAUUGUUGUCGUUGGGAGCCAAGCUGUGAUUCCCGCAUUUUUUAUCAGAUUAGCUUUUUCUGAGCAAGUUUCAAUACGAACCAUGAGCUCCGGAGAUCAUGUUGUAGAACGCAAGCGUUCGCCGAGUGUGCACCAAGAUGAAGAGCACGAUUCAAAAAGAGCGAAAACCAGCGAGGACGAUGUUCAUACAAAUGGCAGCGCACACAAGAAAAACGGCAAACAUCAUUUUUCGGUGGCUAGUUCGCAGUCCGACAGCGUUGGAAAUGAGACUUCAUCGCAGGCUAUUCAUGGGAUUGAGCAGGAACACAUGCAAGAAGUGGUGGAAAACGUGUAUCGUCUGCGUAUGCCAAAGGAUUUCUUCGAUUUUUGGAAUUUUUCUUGCCGCACGAAUCCAAUGAAUCCGCGAAUGGCCUUAAGUGCAGCGGGCAUUGAAUUGGUUGGACCAUUCGACAUUUUGGCGGGUGAUGUCGACUACAAGCCGUCGAAUCUCCUGGAACUGCAGGAUUUGGCCAACACGCACUGGCGAUACUAUUACGAUGUGCCCGAAUUUCAGACGUGUCUGAGAGUGACGGGAAUGGGUUCACAGCUGCACUAUGGAUAUUUCCGUGACGAUCCGUAUGACUUGCCUGUUUUUGUCGCAAGUAACGAUGCCGGCAAAGAUUGCAAGAUUACCGAGCAUGGAGGAAAUCUGUUCGCGGCUGUUCAUAAACUCAUUGAAACGAUGCGGGAUGAUCCGUCAAUCGAAGAUCGGACUCCACUGGCUGAGCUGCAGGAAGUGGUAAAACUGCAUGCGGAGAAAUUCAACCACUCGUUGGCACUGUCCGUCGAAACUAGGGCCCAUCGUCAGGCCGUGGUGACCUCAACAUGGCAUGGCGCCGGUUUUGUGGGAAAUGAGAAGAGUUCGAGCGACAAUACGCUGGCGAAAAGACACCAUCUCAGCGAUAAAGAUUUGCUGCAUUUGUUUGAGGAAGUCUGUAGAGAAGAUGACAUUCACGAGGAAGUCGGUAAGCAGCGUAAAGCCAAGGCCGAGGAGAAGCUGGAUGCCAUUGGCAAAUUGACCGAGAAGGAUGCCCAAGAUGGCAUUUACGAUACAACCUUGGAGCUUGGUAUUAACAUCUUUUGCUACGGAAACACCAUUCUGCAUAAGUAUGCAAAGGCACAUUUGGAGCGGGGUUAUGAGCUCUUUGGGCGGGAUUUCUUUCGCGACAUCACGAAAGCCCACAUCGAGAAGCGCACAAGAGGCGAUGAACUCAGCCGACUGCCCAUGAAGUAGUUCGCCUUUUGUGUACUGGUGUUUUUGUUGUUUUCUGCAAAUCAGUUACGCGUUACAAACGGACGGUUCUCAGCUUUCGCAUUUUCUCAUUGAUUCGAUCUGUUUUAUUCAUCGUUCCGGCAUGUUCUCGCGCUUUCUUUGACUUCCUUCGGUGCUGGUUAUUCGAGGCAUUUGGAUAGUUCAUUCUAUCCUCACUGUUCUGUAAAUGCCGCUCUCCAAAUUUGUGUUAGUGCAAUAGCACUGCAUAUCUCGUGCUCGUUUUUAUCUUCCGGGCCAUUUCUGAUAACCUACAUGUGCAGGUAUUCGCGUUUCUUUUUAGUAAGAAACUU
Paramacrobiotus metropolitanus is the source of this 1833-nucleotide messenger RNA. Its product is annotated as histone PARylation factor 1-like. The transcript has 8 exons. Gene Ontology annotation, cellular component: nucleus. Gene Ontology annotation, biological process: DNA damage response; regulation of protein ADP-ribosylation. The coding region runs from base 314 to 1504 and encodes 396 amino acids. The record is from RefSeq and is a predicted model, not a curated record. Lineage: Eukaryota; Metazoa; Tardigrada; Eutardigrada; Parachela; Macrobiotidae. Gene Ontology annotation, molecular function: poly-ADP-D-ribose binding; histone binding.